This is a messenger RNA of Daucus carota subsp. sativus, 966 nucleotides long. RefSeq lists its product as uncharacterized. The transcript is spliced from 2 exons. Lineage: Eukaryota; Viridiplantae; Streptophyta; Magnoliopsida; Apiales; Apiaceae. The record is from RefSeq and is a predicted model, not a curated record. Bases 1 to 966 code for a protein of 321 amino acids.
AUGUCGAAUCUUACAAAAUUGGAGUUCAACGCACUUGAUGUCACCGGAAAAAAUUAUUUGACAUGGAUCUUGGAUGCGGAAAUCCAUCUAAGUGCUAUGGGCCUUGGUAACACAAUAAAAGAGGGAAAUAAGGCCUCCGAGCAAGAUAAGGCAAAGGCUAUGAUAUUUCUCCAUCAUCACCUUGAUGAAGGAUUGAAAACUGAAUAUCUGACUAUUAAAGAUCCAUCAACUCUUUGGAAGGAUCUCAAAGAAAGAUAUGACCACCAAAAAACGGUGAUACUUCCUAAAGCUCGCUAUGAUUGGCUACACUUGCGAUUGCAAGAUUAUAAAACUGUGAGCGAGUAUAACUCUGCCAUGUUUAAAAUUACAUCUCAAUUGAAAUUAUGUGGGGAGAAUAUCACCGAUAAAGAUAUGUUGGAAAAAACAUAUUCCACUUUUCAUGCCAAUAAUAUGCUCUUGCAGCAACAAUAUCGUGAACGUGGAUUCACGAAAUACUCUGAGCUGAUUUCUGUCUUGCUUCUUGCUGAACAAAAUAAUGAACUUUUGCUGAAAAAUCAUCAAGUACGUCCAACUGGCUCAACACCAUUCCCUGAGGUGAAUGCGGUGACUAAUAAUGAAUAUAGAGAUAAUAAAUCAUUUGGACGUGGACGUGGGCAUGGAUAUGGACGUGGACGUGCGCGUGGACGUGCACGUGGUCAUGGUUUUGGGUGUGGUAGAGGCCGUAAUCAACAAAAUCCCCCCAACUUUAAAAGAAAGCAGUACUACCAAAAACGAACAACAAAUGAGGGGCAACCCGAGGGAAGUAGGAUGAAUGAUCCCUUGGGGAUCGCUCCUCUUGAAGAACAUCUUGGAAGUGAUGAUCAAGUUGAUCCUUCGGCUUUUACUCACAUGGAAGUCGGUGAUUUCUUUGAAGAUGUUGAUGUGAAUAUGCCUAAAUUUGAUGGUGAUGAGCCCAAGAAUAAUUAA